AUGCAGGCCAUCCCAAGAGAAGCCCGGGAGUUCGGGCUCGGUCAGAUUGGCUACUACCUACUGCUAGCCGGUUCGGCCAUUGUGUACCAGUUCUUCUUCCUCGGCACCAUCGGCGCCAUCUUCUAUGGCUCGGCACUACUUGCCGGUGUCAUCAUGACCGUGCUCAUCCCAGUGACUGAGGUGCUCGCCGUCCUGUUCUUUCAUGAGCCAUUCAACGGCACCAAAGGUGUCGCCCUCGCGCUCUCCCUUUGGGGCUUCGUCUCCUACUUAUAUGGGGAAGUCCGGGCCAAGGCACAACAGUCCGACAAACCCCUGAAUACGGAGCAUUUGGACCCUUAG
Triticum turgidum subsp. durum (durum wheat) is the source of this 339-nucleotide messenger RNA. The record is from the annotation of a GenBank genome assembly. NCBI's taxonomy places the organism in Eukaryota, Viridiplantae, Streptophyta, Magnoliopsida, Poales, Poaceae.